Messenger RNA from Diatraea saccharalis (sugarcane borer), 1022 nucleotides. NCBI's taxonomy places the organism in Eukaryota, Metazoa, Arthropoda, Insecta, Lepidoptera, Crambidae. The record is from the annotation of a GenBank genome assembly.
ACAAAUAAACUUAUAAAAUGUCAAUGUUGUCACAGAGAAUCUUAAAUUUUAAGAUUCAUUAAAAAGAAAUCCUACAAAUAAUUCAUUAUUAGUUGCAAUACUUAAUGGCAGAAGAAAAAGGAGAAAAGGGAGAAGAUGAAGAUACAAUUGGAAUUUAUGUAGGUGGUCGAAACGCGGAUGGUGAUCGUCACGGUGAAGGAUGGGCAGUUUUACCAAACGGCGACUUUUACCAAGGUUGCUAUUGUCGAGGACUCCGGAACAGCAAAGGGCUAUACGUCUUCAGGAACGGGGCGCGAUAUGAAGGAGAAUGGAGGCGUGCUAUGAAAUACGGCGUUGGCACUAUGCUUUACCCGGACGGUUCGCGAUACGAAGGCGAUUGGAGACACGAUCAAAAGCAAGGAUUUGGCGCCUACUACUAUCCAAAUGGAGAUAUCUACGAAGGCGCGUGGUUUAAAGGCAAGAGGCAUGGCCUGGGGACAUAUUUCUAUGCGGAAUAUCAAGUCAAAUUUAUGGGGACGUGGGUGGAGGGAGUGAUCCAAGGCCCCGGCCAAAUUAUUUAUCCUCGAGUGCGCUACCAUGGCUCAUGGCUAAAAGGAAAACCGAAAGGACCAGGGUGUUUCGUAUUCGAUACGAAUUGCAUGCAACAUGGAUUCUACUUGCUUGUAAAGGACCCUGCUUUGGAAGAGUAUGGUGAAGGAGAGGAAGAAAAAGAGGAAAAGGAAGUCAAAGAAGAGAGAUUGGAAGAGGAAGAAGAGAUAGAGAUCGACGAGACGCUAGGUAAAGUAGCUGUAUGGCGUGCGCGCAACGUGACAGCUUAUAUGGCUGAGUUUCUACCACCAGAGCCAGUGCCGUUACCAGUCCACGACUCUAUACCUUCCCUCACUGAAGAGAGCUUUGUCUGCGAUACUAUACAAUUUGAACUUCCUUCAGUAGUAGGUGAAGAGGAAGGGGCUGAUAAUAAUGACUCUUGGCUUAUGCACCGGCAGAAGUUCUUGGAAGAGACCGAACAAGACAAGGAGUAG